AGGGCAAACUAAUGGUACCACACCGGGAACAUCUCAAACCUCUGCGCCGGAGACAACAGCAACGGACAUGUUAACAACUGUUAACACAGCAACUACAAACUCUGAUCAACUAACCACAGAAAGCGUCACAGAAAUAGGUACCACAAACGUCCCUACUGUGACAUCAAGAGCUGUAACAAAUUUAACAACAGAGAAAAUAGCUACAGCAACCGAUGUAACGACCUUGACUGAAGUUGUUACCCAGGAAACAACGGCAAUGACUACAACAGUUGAUACACCAGCCGUAUCUACUGAGGCAUCCACAAUUAUAACCUCAGAAACUGAGGGAAUGGUUACAACAGCAUCUACAGCUGUAACCUCUGAAACGGAGGGAAUGGGUACAGCAGCAUCUACAGCUGUAACCUCAAAAACUGAGGGAAUGGGUACAACUGCAUCUACAGCUGUAACAUUAGUAACAGAAACUGAAGCAAUGGCCACAACAGCGUCUACAGAUGUAACGACUGAAACUGAGGGAAUGGCCACAACAGCAUCUACAGCUGUAACCACAGAAACUGAGGGAAUGGGUACAACAGCGUCUACAGAUGUAACCUCUGAAACAGAGAGAAUGGGUACAACAGCAUCUACAGCUGUAACCUCAGAAACGGAGGGAAUGGGUACAACAGCGUCUACAGAUGUAAUCACAGAAACGGAGGGAAUGACCACAACAGCGUCUACAGAUGUAACCACUGAAACUGAGGGAAAGGAUACAACAGCAUCAACAGCUGUAACCACAGAAACGGAGGGAAUGGGUACUACAGCAACUACAGCUUUAACAACAGAAACGGAGGGAAUGGGUACAACAGCAUUUACAACUGUAAUCUCAGAAACAGAAACUGAAGCUGUGACCACAACACCUUCUACAGCUGUAACCACAAAAACAGAGGGAAUGGGUACAACAACAUCUACAGAUGUAACCACAGAAACUGAGGGAAUGGGUACAACAGCAUUUACAGCUGUAACCUCAGAAACAGAAACUGAGGCAAUGACCACAACAGGGUCUACAGAUGUAACCACUGAAACAGAGGGAAUAGGUACAGCAGCAUCAACAGCUGUAACCACAGAAACGGAGGGAAUGGGUACAACAGCAUCUACAGAUGUAACCUCUGAAACGGAGGGAAUGGGUACAACAGCAUUUACAGAUGUAAUCACAAAAACGGAGGGAAUGACCACAACAGCGUCUACAGAUGUAACCACUGAAACAGAGAGAAUAGGUACAACAGCAACUACAGCUUUAACAACAGAAACAGAGGGAAUUGGUACAACAGUAUUUACAGCUGUAACCACGGAAACAGAAACUGAAGCAAUGACCACAACAGCGUCUACAGCUGUUACCACUGAAACGGAGGGAAUGGUUACAACAGCGUUUACAGAUGUAACCUCAGAAACAGAAACUGAAGCAAUGACCACAACAGGGUCUACAGCUGUUACCACUGAAACGGAGGGAAUGGGUACAACAGCGUCUACAGCUGUAACAUCAGAAACAGAAACUGAAGCAAUGACCACAACAGCGUCUACAGCUGUAGCCACUGAAACGGAGGGAAUGGGUACAACAGCAUCUACAGAUGUAACCACUGAAACGGAGGAAAUGGGUACAACAGCAACUACAGCUUUAAUAACAGAAACGGAGGGAAUGAGUACAACAGCAUUCACAGCUGUUACAGCGGAAACCACAGGACUAACAACAUCUGGCACAACUGCAGCAAGUACAGAAAUAGCAACAACUGGGACAACUGAGGCAAGUACAGCUCAAACUACAGAAACUACAAUAGAAACAACGAACUUUGCAACAACCGAGGUCCCUGAAACAACUAUUAUAGAAGAAACCACAGAAAUAACAACAUCUGAAACAACUGCAGCAAGUACAUCUCAAACUACAGAAAUAGCAACAUCUGGGACAACUGAGGGAAGUACAGCUCAAACGACAGAAAUUGCAAUAGAAACAACAACUAUUGCAACAACUGAGGCCCCCUGAGACAACAAUAGUAGAA
Molecule: messenger RNA, 2027 nt
Organism: Branchiostoma belcheri (Belcher's lancelet)
Lineage: Eukaryota; Metazoa; Chordata; Leptocardii; Amphioxiformes; Branchiostomatidae
Product: mucin-22-like
Exons: 1
Coding region: 68-2011 (647 amino acids)
Source: RefSeq, a predicted model, not a curated record